GUCUUAGAGACUCAAAGUGCGCAGGUAGAUGCAUCCAGCUGCAUCAGUACAUCUGCAAUGCCUCCCACACAGUAAUACGAGGGCAGCUCAGAGGACAACCAGCUCACUCCGGCGACCAAGACGGCUCUCAAACGGGGUGAUGCGUGCAUGUCAUGUCGCAAGAGGAGGAUCAGGUGCGGUGCCGAAAAGCCGACAUGUGCCUCUUGCGCAAGGCUGAACAAGGAAUGUGUCUAUGACUCUGGCCAGACCACGAGCAGCAUCCAGAGACUCAAAGCUGAACUAGAGGCCGAGCUGCAGCAGGAGCGUGAGGCCAAGGAGCGGCUGUUGCUGUUGCUACAGCAGCCCACUGCAUGCAAUACCGGCCCUCCCACUUCCACUACGAGAAACGAUGGGCCAUCAUCCUCCUCACAGCUAAUCUCGAGGAAUCCUCGCCCCCUACAAGCACCAGAUCCAAGUUUCAGCUUCGACUUCGACCUGCUGGAUUCGGCCAUGAUGGACUUUUCUUCAUCACUGCAAUCAGCAGGUGUUGCACCCAUGUUCCUACAAGAGGAACAAAACAUGUUAAUGAUAAGCGACCUUGUAGAUCCGGACAAUGUACCGCCGGCUGUCCGAGAUCAAUUACUCGACCUGUUCUUCAGCAGGACCGGCGCCUUCAGGGUUGUAUUUCACGUCCCUCGAUUCUACACCCGCCUCACACUUCCACCUGCUUCACGGCCCCACCCACCGCUCCUCUACACAAUGUACCUCCUCGCCUGUCGUCGUUCAACCAAUCCGGCUCUCCGCCGACUGGAAGCGUCGUUCUUUGCAAUUGCCGAGAGACAGAUUCAGACCGGCAUCACCAAAUGUGACAGACUACUUGAUGUCAUCCGAGCGACCGCUCUCAUGACGAAUUACCUCGUCUCUGUUCAUAGGUACAACGAGGGGUAUCAUAUGGCUGGUGCGGCGAUCAGGACGGUGACAGUAUGCGGCCUGCAUAGGAUAGGAUCUUCGACGUGGAAGCCAGUCGUCCCAAUCGGCAACUCCAUUGCGUUAUUUGUGCUCAGAAUAGGUGGUUAUGCGCUUCCUCCUGCAGAGGAUGCGAUUGAAUUGGCUGAGAGGAUACAUGCUUUUUGGGCAGUCUACGAAAUCGACCAGCUUACCUCCAUUGCCUACCUGUGGGAUCUCGGUCUCGAUGUUGACAACAUUACCACUCCUCUUCCUCGUCCUUUCGACCAUUAUGUUUUGGGUCUCUUAAACGAGUCUGAUGAUAUCGAUAUCUCGAUUACGACCGCCCUCGACCCAUCAUAUCAGCCACCACCUGGUGCCAGUCCCGAUUCGUUCCAUAUCAUGCGCCUCAAAGCCCUCACCAUGGUCUCCCGUUCAGUCAGCCUUCGCGCCCUCAGACCUGAGUCCCCACCUGAGACUUCUUUGUCGAUCUACCAAAAUACAUUCAGCCCAACCACAGCCAGUACUACGUCUCCGGAGACCGCUAGGGGAAGGUUCGCAGUGUCCUCCCAAUUAAGUCUAAUCAGUAAUCCUGCAGCGUUUGUAAGCCAUAAAAAGGUGCUGGAUCUCAUAUGUGAACGGCUGCCGGAAGGGUAUAAAUGUCCAUGGGGUCGAUGGGAUGAAGGGAGCGAUGUGAGCAUGCCACGACUAAACUUGAAGAGGGAUGCCAUGGUACUGCACUUCUUAUUCGCGAGUGCAUACCUGCAAACGUGGAACAACAAAUCGCUGAUGCUGAGAAUGACCAAGCCGUGCUGGUUGCUCGACGAACUGUCAAUAUUGUCUGCGCAUACGGCAAUUACAUGGUAAGUCUGUCAAUUUACCUGGUUCUGUGCUGAUAUGUCCACAGAUGUCGAGCGGUUAUGAUUUGUUCAUCAUAUCUAUGUGACAACACUCCUCUGGUCAUUCUUGGUCUCCCAUGCUGACACACCUUAUACAGCUGGAAUGAGGCUACGAUGAUACUAUUGCGAGAAUCAAAGCGGCUUCAGUUGUUGGGCGAUUUCAGCGCUGCGUCCGUCAUCGAGGCUGAUCUUGACAUUGUCACUACUGCGCUGAAGGACUGGGCUGCCACAUCAUUUACGGCUUCUGACAAUAACACCGUUGAUCAAAUAUCCAUUAAUGAUCCAGUCAAAAACGAUAUCGACAAGGGACCAGAUGUAGCAGCAUUGAAUGGUCAAACGCUGGAUAAGCUAAGGGGGCUGGGUUUGGACGAGUGGCUCAUCGCCUUUGAAGAGUCUGAGAGACGACACCAUAUGUAGGGCUCAAACGCAUCGCCCAGUCUUACUCCCAUUCAUACUGCUUGACGUGGCUAUGCAUGUUGCCCACGAAAAGAAGAUGUGGCGUUCAAGUCCUCUACCGUUUGACAUUAUGUGUAGGUGGUGGCGCCUUCAAGAAAAGCGGGGAUGUACUGGAUUCUUCCUUUGGGGACGGUGUCUCUAUACUUGUGGGGGCAAUAUUGACAUGCCAGA
Molecule: messenger RNA, 2450 nt
Organism: Cryptococcus amylolentus CBS 6039
Lineage: Eukaryota; Fungi; Basidiomycota; Tremellomycetes; Tremellales; Cryptococcaceae
Exons: 10
Coding region: 148-1791 (547 amino acids)
Biological process (GO): DNA-templated transcription; regulation of DNA-templated transcription
Cellular component (GO): nucleus
Molecular function (GO): DNA-binding transcription factor activity, RNA polymerase II-specific; zinc ion binding; DNA binding
Source: RefSeq, a predicted model, not a curated record